CGCUGAGUAAUUUUUGGGUCUAGUCCGGUCACACUGGUAGGUGUGGGUGCGAAAGAUAAAUAAAUAAAUAUUGUUGAAAAUGGACAGGGAAAAGUUGAUUGUGCCCAAUCAAAUUGGCUAUCUGAUACUAAAGGAAGACGGAGCAGUUCUGGAGUCCGGCGGCGAUCUGAAGAACGAUGAGCGCAGUGCAAAUGUGAUAAUGGGAUUGUUGAAUCUCACAGAGAGCAUCGACGAGUCCUUCAUGCCGAACAGCAGCUGCGAGAGGAUCACCAUCGACUACGAGCAGCACUACUACAGCAUCUGCAUGUCCAACCGUCGAAUAUACAUCGUUAAGAUCAGCAAAUCGCAGAACGGCGUCACCACGACCACGAGCUCCUCCUCGUCGAACAGCGUUUAUAACGAUGCCAGCGAUUCCGGGGCGGUGCUGGCUUGAAAUCCGUCUUCGGAUGUCCGGCCCACUUGCAGAUUCUGUUGGCAGGCAACCGGGCAAAGACCCCACAAUUGGCGCACUCCCAUCAUUUACCUAAUCCUCCUGUUUAUUUGUCAAAAAAUACAUCAUCUGUGAGCUCUUGCUCGAAAA
Messenger RNA from Drosophila simulans, 580 nucleotides. It is a transcript of the gene Lamtor4, whose product is annotated as ragulator complex protein LAMTOR4 homolog. The coding region runs from base 80 to 433 and encodes 117 amino acids. Gene Ontology annotation, biological process: cellular response to amino acid stimulus; positive regulation of TOR signaling. The record is from RefSeq and is a predicted model, not a curated record. Lineage: Eukaryota; Metazoa; Arthropoda; Insecta; Diptera; Drosophilidae. Gene Ontology annotation, molecular function: guanyl-nucleotide exchange factor activity. Gene Ontology annotation, cellular component: lysosome; Ragulator complex. The transcript is spliced from 2 exons.